UAUUCAGCCUUCCCACUCUGUAAAUAAACACUUGAUAAUAAGCGGUGUCAUCUGUCAAUAAUGUUAUCGUCACAGGCAAGGCAACGCCCACUUUUAAGCUCCGCCCCUCAAUUUUCAGCCGCGCCCAUAGUUUUUCACAGCGGCCAAUCAUUGAGACGAUAUAACAGGAGGUGCGGCUUAAUGAACUGAUCAGACCAAUCAGAGCCCUGCGAUGGAACGGAAUCGUAAAUUGUUGCAGUAAACAGAGAUUUGGGCGACCUACUGUGUAAUAAAUAGCUGUGUAUGCAUUCGUAUAGACCAGCGUAGCCCAACCAACCUCUAAGCUAUUCAACAACAUUUGAAAACCAGCUGGGUUCACAUUUAAGCGAAGCAGCUUUAUCUUGGAAAGUUUAAAGAAUCGUGCUGGUUUAGCAGCGGGGCCACAGCGUUGAAAUAGUAUUGUAGUAUUUCUACAAGAGACGAUCGACAACAGAAAAAAAAACCUCCAUGUGCAUCUCUGUAUCGACAGCCGACUAGAUGACAGACUAAGUGUGACUUUGGAUAUUCAUUCUUUGUGACAACUUUUCUUUUCUGUGUUUGUGAGUUAUCCUGGACACAAUGUUGACCCAAUACGUCGAUACAUCUCCCACUCAUCAUCUACCCCCGGGAGCCUUAAAGCUGAGCCCCCCUCACCACGGAGUCGAGAACAGCCUUCAACAUCAGGUAUCACAGCCCCCGGGAUACGGGUUACCCCAGUCUCACGUCAACAGUUACGCUGCACGGGAUUUUCUUCUGCGGAGACCAGACAUUGGACUGUCCGAGUCCAGCACCGCAGGGCAUCCGGGUAUGUUUGUUCCGUCCUCUGGAAGUUUCCACUCCGCUCAUCAUCCGGAUUCGGGUUCGAAUCACGUACUGUUUCCAGGUCUCCAUGAUGCUGCGGCACAUCACAACCCCGGUCACCAUGUCAACAGCGGCAUGCGUUUUGGGGCAACAGACAUGUACUCACGUGCGGACCAGUUUAAUCACAUGACAGGACCACGCGCGGACCAUUUUGGGACCACACAACCUUUCAACGUGAAUCCCAUGGGCGCCAUGAACCACAUGGGCCCUCACGGCCCCGGAGCAUUCUUCAGGUAUAUGAGACCCCAAAUCAAGCAAGAACACACAUGCCUAUGGCAAGAUCCCGAGGGACCGGACCCGAAAAAGCCCUGCAACAAGAUCUUCUGUACGAUGCACGAGAUUGUUACACACAUCACCAUCGACCACGUUGGGGGACCAGAACAAUCAAACCACAGUUGUUUUUGGCAGGAGUGUGCACGUGAGGGCAAGCCCUUUAAGGCGAAGUACAAACUAGUAAACCAUAUCCGUGUCCACACUGGAGAGAAACCGUUUCCCUGUCCAUUCCCGGGAUGUGGUAAAGUGUUCGCCCGCAGUGAGAACCUCAAGAUCCACAAGAGGACCCAUACAGGUGAGAAGCCAUUCAAGUGCGAGUUUCUCGGAUGUGACCGGAGAUUCGCGAACAGUUCCGACCGGAAGAAACACAGUCACGUGCACACGAGUGAUAAGCCCUACUUUUGUCGCGUGAGAGGAUGUGACAAGAGCUACACGCACCCAAGUUCUCUUCGAAAACACCUCAAAGUACACGGGAAGUCGUCGCCACUUCCGGAAGAAUUCGAAAGUGACCUCGAAGACACAAGCUUGGAUAGUGCCGGAAGUGAGUUGGAAAACACCGUCCCGACAACAACAAAAUUCAUCAAAUCCGAACAACGAUCACCUGUUACCUCUCCCGAACUCUCCGACACUCGUUCUACCGGAAGUGUACAUCAGCAUCAUCAAAUGUCACCUGUAGUGUCUAGUCCGUCACUUCCGGUUUACCCGAACGCGAGCCUACCUCAUUCUCAUCACUCGUCGAGUUUCAGUGACUGGUAUAUUUGUCAGAACAGUGCAGCCCCCACUACGGACCAUUUAAACAUGAACUCAUUCGGACAUUUGCAAUCGCUUCAUCCACAGCCCCUUUUGCAGUACACGUGACAUGUCACACGACUUUCAUUUCCGGUUUGAACAAAAAAAAAGCAUGACAUUUUAACUUUGAUACAAAUGUGAACUACGUGCAAGUGAUUGAUAUUACUAAUAUAUUGUUGUUAUGGCCUUGAUGAAAAACUAGUGAUUUCAAUGGCGGUGUUGGUUGUGUGCUUUAAACAAUUACAAAUAUUUCCAGGAUUUGAAAGAUUAAUUUCCAUAUUUUCUCUAAAUAAAAGGGCACCACGUGCCACUAGCCUGAUGAUACAAUACUUGAUGAUAUAAUCUUAAAUAUUUCAAUCGAUCAAAUAUAUGUAAUAGGCAAUCUUGGGAUCUGAAAUAUCACAUUUAGUUAAUAAACACCAAAAAUUUGUUUGAAGAUAUUUAAUAACAAAUAACUUUAAGAUUUGAAUUGAUGUAUCAUAAUGGUAAAUGUUCUAAACGAUACGACCUUGUCUGUUAUUCUGUUAGUGUUAACGCCGCGAACAUGUUGAAUUAGUGCAAUGUUGUUUUUAUACAUGUAUGAUGGUUUUUGCUCAACUAUUUUAUUUUGUUUUGAUGUUUACUGUACAAUGCCAGUGAUCAUAUAUUGAAUCUCGUUAGAUUAAACAUAUAUGGAUACUAAUUUACAUGUGCCCAUAUUGGGAUAUCAAUUUAUGACAUAUGCCCAUAUAUGGAUAAUUAUAACGUAUUAUCAUAUAUGGAUAUCAUUAUGACAUAUGCUCAUAUAUGGAUAUCAUUAUGACAUAUGCCCAUAUAUGGAUAUCAUUAUGACAUGCCCAUAUAUGAUUUUUUUAUAACGACACAUGCCUAUGUAUGUGUAUUUAUUAUGACGUCUGCCCAUAUGAGGGUUCUUGCCUUUUAAAAUGACUCCGAUGGUUUAAUACAUACUAUUUAAAUAUA
Messenger RNA from Mizuhopecten yessoensis (Yesso scallop), 2901 nucleotides. Its product is annotated as zinc finger protein ZIC 4-like. Gene Ontology annotation, cellular component: nucleus. Gene Ontology annotation, biological process: regulation of transcription by RNA polymerase II; central nervous system development. Lineage: Eukaryota; Metazoa; Mollusca; Bivalvia; Pectinida; Pectinidae. The coding region runs from base 598 to 2010 and encodes 470 amino acids. Gene Ontology annotation, molecular function: DNA-binding transcription factor activity, RNA polymerase II-specific; RNA polymerase II cis-regulatory region sequence-specific DNA binding. The transcript has 2 exons. The record is from RefSeq and is a predicted model, not a curated record.